CCGAAUCUGGGCGAGCAAAACGUUCGCAGCACAGAAGUCCUUUCCCCAUCGCGAGCUCGUCCCCUCUCGCCGCCGCCACCUGCUCGCGAGCUCGUACCCUCUCAUCGCCCCGGCCCCCGCGGAUCCCCCACCGGCCGCUCCUCAAGUCCGCGGCAGCCGCUCCCUCUCUCGGCCCAGUGGAGCUGAGAUCCGCACGGCCCCGACUCGGUUCAUCUCCUCCCUUACUCUUCCUUUCCCUUCUCUCGGACUCUCUCCUCCCUUGCUCUUCCUUCCCUGGAGACGACGACUGGGCGAGCGGCGGCGCCAUUUGUCCUGUCUUCGCCCAGCCCUUUGCCGGCGACGAGCGCAUCCUCCAGUGUCACUCUCUCUGGCGAUCCCUCGAGUAGGGUUCUUAAACUUUUGAUUGAACUGUGAAUUGUACGGAUUACAUGAUGCAUGCGUGAACUUCUUCAGGCUAAGAGAAGUGGAGAGUUCCAGCUCUGGUUCUUGUGUCUAGGCCUUGUGAUUUGGUGUGCUCUGUUAAAUAAUCAACCUUCUCUGAAUUGGAAAUCGUGGCUGCAACACCCAAUGGAUGUUAAAGGUCUUCAGGGAGAUAAGGCGGAGGGUAGGCUCUAUAUUGGGAAUCUGGACUUCAGGAUAUCAGAGUCCGACAUUAUCAAGAUGUUUUCCCCGUUUGGAAAGAUUACAGCUGAGGAUUUCUUGUGGCACACACGUGGCCCAAAGCGUGGAGAACCCCGGGGCUAUGCUUUUGUACAAUACACUACUAAGGAGGAAGCUCAGUUAGCAAAGGAAAAGAUGAAUGGCAAGUUAGUCUGUGGACGUCCAAUGGUGGUUCACCUGGCUAGUGAAAAAAGCUCUCUGGACUCUAGUCAUUCGCAUAGAGCACUCAAAGACAAGAAAGUGACAGGUGGUUCAGCAAUCAGAUCAGCACAAACUGAUCGAGCUGCAAAGAUAGCUGCCAUAAAAAACAAGUUAAAAUCCCUGGAGGAAGAAGGAUGCAGCACAAAAAGACCAAGACUCACACCAAAUGGCUUGACAGGCACCAGCAAACACUCUCAUAAGAAGUUUUGAGUUGACUUUUUGAGCUCUUAAGAAUGAUGGGAGCUUCUGCCCUCUCACGCUUGUGACACUUCUAUAGCUGCUCCCAUUAGCUUUAGGAAGUGAGUCAGAUCACAGGCGUAACAUUUCUCUGUCUAUAUUUGUACAACAGUUUGUACCAAUUACCUGUUUCUGAAUCAAUUGUCAUUUUUAUAUGGGAAUCAGUGUGGAAACUAUAUUGUGUUGGCACUGAUAAUGUGGCAGUCUGAAUAUAAGUUAAUUGUUGCUGGCUUGCUGCUAUA
Panicum virgatum (switchgrass) is the source of this 1340-nucleotide messenger RNA. Its product is annotated as probable RNA-binding protein 18. Lineage: Eukaryota; Viridiplantae; Streptophyta; Magnoliopsida; Poales; Poaceae. Gene Ontology annotation, molecular function: RNA binding. The transcript is spliced from 6 exons. Bases 436 to 1071 code for a protein of 211 amino acids. The record is from RefSeq and is a predicted model, not a curated record.